AUGCCGUAUCUGGACCGACUCAACCGCGUCUGUGGUUUCCUGGAUGUCGAGGAGAAGGAGAACAGUGGACGCUUCCAGAGGCGAUACUUUAUUCUGGACACGCAAGAAAAUGUUCUCCUCUGGUACAUGGACAACCCUCAGAAUUUAGCCCGUGGAGCCAACAUUGUGGGCAGUGUGAAACUCACCUAUAUCUCCAAGGUGAAUGAGGCCACAGCCAAGCAGAAACCCAAGGCCGAGUUUUGUUUUGUUAUAAAUGCAGUUUCCAGGCGCUAUUUCCUUCAAGCCAACGAUGAAAUAGACAUGAGAGACUGGGUGGCUGCUCUGAACAAGGCCAGCAAGAUCACUGUUCCAAAGCCUGGAUCAGCACCCACAGGGCAUGAUGGAACAGCAAUUAUCACCAUUCCCCCACCAACACUGAUGAGGAGAAAACAGCAGGCCUACAAGACUGAGAUCAUUGGUGGGGUUGUGGUUCACACGCCUAUUGUGAAUGAUUGUGACGAGGCUGAGCACAAAGAGAGGAGCAGGCCAGGCGUACUGCGGUGUGGAUACUGUGUGAAACAAGGAAAUGUGAGAAAAAGCUGGAAAAGACGCUUUUUCACGCUGGAUGAUAAUGCCAUUAGUUACUACAAGUCUGAGACGGACAAGGAUCCUCUUCGGGCUGUUCCUCUGAGAGACAUUCACAAAGUCCAUGAAUGUCUCGUCAAGUCAGGGGAUUUGUUACUCAGAGAUAACCUAUUUGAGAUCAUCACUGCCUCCCGCACGUUCUACAUUCAGACAGACUCUCCGGAAGAAAUGCAUGAGUGGAUCAGAGAUAUUGACAUGAAAAUCCAAGCUUUUAGGGGCCCCUCAAAGCGGUCGGCCUCCCUCUAUCGUCACAAAGUGUCUUCAGACAGCAGUGGGGCGGCACCGGAGAGCAGACCAGUGCUUCAGAAGUCCCGCUCAGUGGCCCCAGGCUGGCAGCCGUGGACCCCCGUGCCUGCUGUUGGACCCUCACUCCUGGAUGGAGAGGAAGAUGACUGUGCCUUCAGCUCGUUGCCCAUUUUACCCUCUUCUUCAUCUUCAUCCACGUCCUCCUCCGCCUCCUCCUCCUCUAACUCCCUGUCUGUCCCAGCUGCAGGAUCCUCGGGGGGCUUGGGCCUGGUCUCCGCCUCAGGAGAAGUGGUCAGCGAGAGGCGGAGGCACCGCUCACAGCCACAAUCCCGCAGCAGCUGUUUUCCCUUCAGUCUGGACGAUGACGGCAUACGCACCACAGACGUGUAG
Knipowitschia caucasica is the source of this 1260-nucleotide messenger RNA. Lineage: Eukaryota; Metazoa; Chordata; Actinopteri; Gobiiformes; Gobiidae. The record is from the annotation of a GenBank genome assembly.